Triplophysa rosa is the source of this 12636-nucleotide messenger RNA. It is a transcript of the gene lrp1ab, whose product is annotated as low density lipoprotein receptor-related protein 1Ab. The transcript is spliced from 78 exons. The coding region runs from base 484 to 12528 and encodes 4014 amino acids. Gene Ontology annotation, molecular function: calcium ion binding; protein binding. NCBI's taxonomy places the organism in Eukaryota, Metazoa, Chordata, Actinopteri, Cypriniformes, Nemacheilidae. The record is from RefSeq and is a predicted model, not a curated record.
CAAAUUGUAGCCACCAGCAUCAGAAGUGGUGGGGCACAGAAGGGAGAAGCCUUUUUUUAUUUUUUCGGACUGUAAACAAUUGCACCAAGGACCGCCAACUGACGAUCUUGCAUUUGUAAUUACCCCGAUUUGCCUAAAAGAAUGAUUUGAUAAAAAAAGAGGACCGCUUUGAUUUUAAGGCAUUUUUUUAAAGACUUUACACACCUCUGUUUGCAUGCUGUUAUUCAGUAAGCAAUAUACAUGACCGUGCAUUCGCACAACACCUCGCCUCUUUAGGCUGGAAAAGCCCUUUUAUAUUUUUUUUAGCAUAACGUUAACAUUCUGCCUUCUUCAUAUAUUGUCUGCUCAGCUACAUUUGUUAGCGUGUCGGAGGGCGCAAAAAACAACAGGCACGGCGGACAAUUGCGAGGUUUGGAUGAGGCGUUUGAAUCCAGCCUUACCAGCGCAGCCUUUACGUGAACAAUUGCGAUAUUUUCAUAGGCAAUGCCAUCUUGCAAUGCAAACAUGGUGGCUUUUGGAUUGCUCUAUCUUGGAUUUUUCCUUACAGUGGAGGUUGUAGAUCUUACACCAGCCAUCGAACUUCCGAAGACAUGCAGUCCAAAACAGUUUGUCUGUAAAGACCAGGUAACCUGCAUCUCCAAAGGCUGGCGAUGUGAUGGAGAGAAAGACUGUCCCGACGGCUCUGAUGAGGCUGCAGAUAUCUGCCAUCACACCCAAGUGUCGCAGUGCCCUCCCAAUGAGUUUGAGUGUCGAGGAACAGAUGUGUGUAUUCACCUGAGUAAGCUGUGUGACGGCGUCCCAGACUGCACAGAUGGGCGUGAUGAAGGACCGCACUGUCGAGAGUUUGAUCAUAACUGCACCAUUAUGGGCUGUCAGUACAACUGCUCGAUCACAUUGUCAGGUCCCAAGUGCUACUGCAGAAACGGUUAUGAAGUUGGAGAGGAUGGGAAGAUGUGUAAAGAUUUUAAUGAGUGCGCUGUAUACGGGACGUGCAGUCAAACGUGCCACAACAGCGAAGGCUCCUACACCUGCAGCUGUGUGGAGGGCUACCUGCCUCAGCCAGACAACCGCUCCUGCAAGGCCAAGAACGACCCUGUAGAUCGACAUCCGUACCUCCUGAUAGCCAACUCCCAGAACAUCCAAGCCACCUCGCUGAGCGGAGCCAACCCCAUCUCCAUCAACACCAAGCAGACCACCGCCAUGGACUUCAUCUACGCCCAGGAGACCGUGUGCUGGAUUCACAUGGGUGACUCACCUGCUACCACCCAACUCAAGUGUGCCAAGUUCCCCAACGCCAAGAGCUUCACGGAGGAGAGGACCAUCAACAUCUCUCUCAGCCUGCAUCAUGUGGAGCAGAUGGCCAUCGACUGGCUGACAGGAAACUUCUACUUCGUGGAUGAUGUGGACGACCGUAUAUUUGUGUGCAGUAAAGAUGGCUCCACCUGUGUCAUCCUGCUCGACCUGGAACUUUAUAACCCAAAAGGAAUCGCACUGGACCCUGCAAUGGGGAAAAUGUUCUUCACAGACUACGGCCAGAUCCCGAAGGUGGAACGCUGUGACAUGGAUGGGCAGAACCGCACAAAGCUUGUCGACAGUAAAAUUGUUUUCCCUCAUGGCAUCACGCUGGAUCUGGUCAGCAGGCUGGUUUAUUGGGCUGACGCUUAUCUAGAUUACAUCGAGGUGGUGGAUUACGAGGGCAAGAACAGGCAGACCAUCAUUCAAGGGUUACUGAUAGAGCAUCUCUAUGGUCUUACAGUGUUUGAGAAUUAUCUGUACGCCACCAACUCUGACAAUGCCAACAUGCAGCCCAAGACCAGCGUGAUCAGAGUCAACCGUUUCAACAGCUCUGACUUCCAAGUGGUGACGCGUGUAGACAAGGGCGGGGCUCUUCACGUGUACCACCAGAGACGCCAGCCUGCAGUUCGCAGUCACGCCUGUGCUCUGGAUCAAUUCGGGAAACCUGGCGGCUGCUCUGAAAUCUGCCUGCUAAGUAACAGUCACAAGAGCCGAUCCUGUCGCUGCCGGUCCGGCUUCAGUCUGGGCAGUGAUGGAAAGUCUUGCAAGAAGCCCGAGCAUGAGCUCUUUCUGGUCUACGGUAAGGGUCGACCGGGCGUCAUCCGCGGCAUGGACAUGCAUGCCAGGGUGUAUGAUGAGCACAUCAUUCCCAUUGAAAACUUGAACAACCCAAGAGCACUGGACUUUCACGCUGAGACCGAAUUUAUCUAUUUCGCUGAUGCCACCAGUUACAUCAUCGGCCGGCAGAAGAUCGAUGGUACUGAGAGGGACAUCAUAGUGAAGGACGGUAUUCACACAGUAGAAGGUAUUGCUGUGGAUUGGAUGGGACAGAACUUGUAUUGGACUGAUGAUGGACCCAAAAAGACCAUCAGUGUAGCCAAACUAGAAAAAGCCUCUCAAACCCGCAAGACCCUUAUUGAAGGCGAUAUGACGCAUCCCAGAGCCAUAGUAGUGGACCCUGUUCAUGGAAUGAUGUACUGGAGUGACUGGGAGGAGGAGCCUAAGGAGCCCAAUCGCGGCAGUAUAAAGAAGGCCUGGAUGGAUGGAUCAAACGCCGGAGUCCUGUACACUUCUAAAACUGUGCUCUGGCCCAACGGACUGAGUCUGGAUAUCCACCAGGGCGCCCUGUACUGGGUAGAUGCGUACUAUGACCGGAUCGACAUGGUGCUUCUCAACAGCACCAACAAAACACAGUCCACGUUGGUUUAUCAGGGACAGGAGCUGAACCAUCCCUUUGGCCUCUGCCACUAUAAGAACUUCCUCUUCUGGAAUGAAUACCGUGGUGGUGGUAUCUACAAGCUGGACCAGAUCACCAAGAAAGUCACACUGCUACGCAAUGAACGACCACCAAUCUAUGAGAUUCGCACCUAUGACGCACAACAACAGCAAAUUACGGGCUCCAAUGUGUGCCGCGCCAAUAACGGUGGCUGCAGCAGUCUGUGUUUGCUUACGCCCACCGGGCGAUCCUGCGCCUGCGCAGACGACCAGAUACUAGAUGCUGACAACAAGACCUGCAAAGCGAACCCUUCCUACGUGCCGCCGCCUCAGUGCCAGCCUGGAGAAUUUGCCUGUAAGAAUAAUCGCUGUAUUCAGGAGCGCUGGAAGUGCGAUGGGGACAACGAUUGUCUGGAUAACAGCGACGAGGCUCCUGAGUUGUGCCACCAGCACACCUGUCCUGCGGACCGCUUUAAGUGCCAGAAUAACCGCUGUAUCCCCCUGCGCUGGCUCUGUGAUGGAGACAAUGACUGCGGCAAGGAUGAAGAUGAGUCUAACAGCACCUGCUCGGCACGCACAUGUCCUCCCAAUCAGUACCCAUGUGCCAGUGGCCGCUGUAUCCCAGUCUCCUGGACAUGUGACCUGGAUGAUGACUGUGGUGACCGCUCUGAUGAACCAGCAUCUUGUGCAUAUCCCACCUGCUUCCCCCUCACUCAGUUCACCUGUGCCAACGGGCGCUGCAUCAAUGUAAACUGGCGUUGUGACAAUGAUAAUGACUGUGGGGACAACAGCGACGAGGCCGGCUGCAGUCACUCGUGCUCCAGCGUGCAGUUUAAAUGCAACAGCGGUCGCUGCAUUCCCGAGUACUGGACCUGCGAUGGAGACAACGACUGUGGAGAUUACAGCGAUGAGACUCACGCUAAUUGCACCAAUCAGGCCACGCGGCCUCCCGGCGGCUGCCAUACGGAUGAGUUCCAGUGCGGAGUGGACAGCAUGUGUAUUCCCAUGCGUUGGCGCUGCGACGGAGACUCCGACUGCAUGGACCUCAGCGACGAGAAGAACUGCGAAGGCGUCACUCAUAUGUGCGACCCAGCCGUCAAGUUCGCCUGCAAGGACUCGGCUCGCUGUAUCAGUAAGGCCUGGGUGUGCGACGGGGACAGCGAUUGUGAAGAUAAUUCUGAUGAGGAGAACUGCGAAGCGCUCGUGUGCAAGCUGUCCCAUCACGUCUGUGCCAGCAACGACUCCAUCUGUCUACCUGCGGAGAAACUGUGUGACGGCAAGGACGACUGUCCCGAUGGAUCCGACGAGAAACUCUGCAACCUUUGCUCGGUUGAUAAUGGAGGCUGCAGCCACAACUGCACCAUCGCUCCUGGUGAGGGCGUACUGUGUUCCUGCCCGGCUGGCAUGGAGCUGGGUACCGACAACAAGACCUGCCAGAUUCAGAGCUUCUGCGCCAAGCAUCUGAAGUGCAGCCAGCGCUGCAUGCAGGAUAAAGCGACUGUCAAAUGUGCAUGCUACGAGGGCUGGGCGCUGGGGCCGGACGGCGAGAGCUGCAAAAGCACUGAUCCAUUCAAGCCUUUCAUCAUCUUCUCAAACCGACACGAGAUCCGACGAAUUGACUUAUACAAGGGAGAGUUCAGCGUGCUCGUGCCGGGUCUGAGGAACACCAUCGCUCUGGAUUUCCAUCUCAACCAUAGCGCCCUCUACUGGACUGACGUGGUAGAGGACAAGAUCUACAGAGGAAAGCUGUCUGAAAACGGAGCUCUCACCAGUUUUGAGGUGGUGAUUCAGUAUGGUUUGGCCACUCCCGAGGGGCUGGCUGUGGACUGGAUCGCAGGAAACAUCUACUGGGUGGAAAGUAACCUGGAUCAGAUAGAAGUAGCCAAGCUGGAUGGAACCAUGCGUACCACACUGCUUGCUGGAGAGGUGGAGCAUCCACGUGCCAUUGCUCUUGACCCAAGAGAUGGCAUUCUGUUCUGGACAGACUGGGAUGCCAGCUUGCCCAGGAUUGAGGCAGCCUCCAUGAGCGGGGAGGGCCGUCGCACCAUUCACAAAGAGACGGGGAACGGAGGAUGGCCCAACGGUCUCACCGUAGACUAUCUGGAACGCCGAAUCCUGUGGAUUGAUGCAAGAUCUGAUGCCAUCUACUCUGCUGCUUACGAUGGUUCCGGCCUAAUCGAGGUGCUCCGGGGUCACGAAUACUUAUCGCAUCCAUUCGCUGUCACUAUGUAUGGAGGGGAGGUCUACUGGACAGACUGGAGAACCAACACUUUGGCCAAAGCCAACAAAUGGACGGGACACAAUGUCACAGUGGUGCAGAGAACAAACACACAGCCUUUUGAUCUUCAAGUGUUCCAUCCAUCUAGACAACCUCAGGCUCCAAACCCGUGUGCGGCUAAUGACGGGAAGGGGCCGUGUUCUCACCUGUGCCUCAUCAACUACAACCAGACCUUCUCGUGUGCCUGCCCACACCUCAUGAAGCUCAAGGAAGACAAGCACACCUGCUACGAGUUCCGUCAGUUUUUGCUCUAUGCUCGUCAGAUUGAAAUCAGAGGAGUUGACAUUGAUAACCCCUAUUACAACUACAUCAUCUCUUUCACUGUUCCCGACAUCGACAACGUGACGGUGGUGGAUUAUGAUGCUCUUGAGCACCGUAUCUACUGGUCAGAUGUUCGUACACAGACCAUCAAACGAGCCUUCAUCAAUGGGACCGGAGUAGAGACUGUUUUGUUUGCUGACCUUCCAAAUGCUCAGGGUCUGGCUGUAGACUGGGUCUCCAGAAAUCUCUUCUGGACCAGCUAUGAUGCCAAUAAGAAGCAGAUCAAUGUUGCACGACUGGAUGGAUCCUUCAAAAAUGCAGUAAUCCACGGACUGGAUAAGCCUCACUCUUUGGUUCUACAUCCUAUUCUGGGAAAGCUGUACUGGAUCGAUGGAGACAACAUCAGCAUGGCCAACAUGGACGGCACCAACCGCACAUUACUUUAUUCCAAUCAGAAAGGCCCAGUGGGUCUGUCCAUAGAUUUUGAUACGGAGCAGCUGUACUGGAUCAACUCUGUAAACAGCACUAUUAAUCGCUGUAAGAUGGACGGCUCUGGCCUGGAGGUCAUCGAGGGUGUAAAGCUCACCAAAGCUACAGCACUUGCCAUCAUGGGUGAAAAACUGUGGUGGGCAGAUCAGGGCACGGAUCAGAUCGGCACAUGUGACAAGAGCGACGGAAGGAAUUGCAAGGUCCUUCGAAAUAACACCUCACCCAUGAUGCAUAUGAAGAUCUACAAUGAGACGGUGCAUCGACUAGGUACAAACCUCUGCAGUAAGAACAAUGGCGACUGCUCUCAGCUCUGCCUGCCAACUUCGCCAACUACAAGAGCUUGUAUGUGCACGGCGGGAUACAGCCUAAAGAGUGGACAACAGUCCUGUGAAGGCAUGGGUUCCUUUUUGCUCUACUCCGUGCACGAGGGCAUUCGUGGCAUCCCCCUGGACCCAUCCGAUAAGUCUGAUGCCCUUGUACCAGUGUCAGGCACCACUCUAGCUGUGGGCAUUGACUUCCAUGCUGAGAACGACACCAUCUACUGGGUUGAUAUGGGCCUGAGCACCAUUAGCCGAGCCAAGAGAGACCAGACGUGGAGAGAGGAUAUAGUGACCAAUGGAAUCGGACGUGUGGAGGGCAUCACCGUCGACUGGAUCGCAGGAAACAUCUACUGGACUGAUCAGGGCUUUGAUGUGAUUGAGGUGGCCAGACUCAAUGGCUCCUUCCGCUAUGUGGUCGUCUCUCAGGGUCUGGACAAACCACGUGCCAUCUCUGUCCAUCCAGAGCGAGGGUAUCUGUUCUGGACGGAGUGGGGUCAGUAUCCGCGUAUCGAAAGGUCUCGUCUGGACGGUACGGAGAGAAUAGUUCUCGUCAAUGUUAGUAUCAGUUGGCCCAAUGGAAUCUCCAUCGACUACCAGGAGGGCCUGCUGUAUUGGUGCGACGCUCGCAUGGACAAAAUCGAGCGGAUUAAUCUGGAGACCGGAGAAAACCGUGAGCUGGUGCUGCCAAACAAUAACAUGGACAUGUUUGCUGUGUCUGUGUUUGAAGAAUACAUCUACUGGAGCGACAGGACUCAUGCCAACGGCUCCAUCAAGAGAGGAAACAAGGACAAUGCCACGGAUAUGGUUUAUCUUAGAACAGGCAUCGGCGUUCAGCUCAAAGAUAUUAAAGUCUUCAAUCGUGCCAGGCAGCAAGGUACCAACGUCUGUAAAGUCAACAACGGUGGAUGUGAACAGCUGUGUUUGUACCGCGGUAACGGCAACCGUACUUGCGCCUGUGCUCAUGGCAUGCUGGCGGAAGACGGACGCAGUUGCAGAGACUACGAUGGCUACCUCCUGUACUCUGAGCGGACGAUACUGAAGAGCAUUCACCUGUCGGAUGAAACCAACCUCAAUGCCCCCAUCAAACCAUUUGAAGAUCCAGAGCACAUGAAGAAUGUGAUCGCUCUUACAUUUGACUACAGAGGCGGCGGGGGGAAGGGAGCCAACCGCAUCUUCCACAGCGACAUCCACUUCGGUAACAUCCAGCAGAUCAGUGACGAUGGAACCGACCGCAAGACCGUAGUAGAGAAUGUAGGAUCAGUAGAAGGUUUGGCUUAUCACCGAGGUUGGGACACACUUUACUGGACGAGCUACACCACCUCCACCAUCACACGUCACUCUGUGGACCAGAGCCGCUCUGGAGCUUUUGACAGAGAUACGGUGGUCACUAUGUCUGGAGAUGAUCACCCCAGAGCCUUCGUUCUCGAUGAGUGUCUAGAUCUGAUGUUCUGGACUAACUGGAAUGAACAGUCUCCCAGUAUCAUGCGGGCGUCUCUUUCUGGAGCCAAUGUUCUCGUGAUUAUCGGCAGUAACAUCCGCACUCCCAAUGGUCUGGCUAUAGACCACCGUGCCGAGAAACUGUACUUCUCCGAUGCCACGCUAGACAAGAUUGAGCGCUGCGAGUAUGACGGCAGUCUUCGCUUUGUGGUUCUGAAGAACGAACCGGUUCAUCCUUUCGGUUUGUCCGUGUAUGGUGAAUAUAUUUUCUGGACGGACUGGGUGCGUAGAGCUGUGCUCAGAGCAGAUAAAUACGGCAGAGACAUGAAAGUCCUUCGUGCUGACAUUCCACAACAGCCAAUGGGCAUCAUCGCUGUGGCCAAAGACACCAAUAGCUGUGAAUUUUCAGCAUGUCUCACCAAUAACGGAGGCUGUCAAGAUCUGUGUCUGCUCACCUCAGAGGGACGAGUCAACUGCAGCUGCCGCGGAGAUCGCAAGCUACUGGGAGACAACACCUGUGUCGCGGAAAACACCACCUGUAACAGCGUCGAUGAAUUUGAGUGUGGAAACGGCGACUGUAUCGACUACAGCCUGACCUGCGACAGUCUCGCACACUGCAAAGACAAGUCUGAUGAGAAGCAGUCUUACUGCUCUAACCGUAUGUGCAAGAAGGGCUACCGGCGCUGCAUCAACGGCCGCUGUAUCAAACACAGCUCCUGGUGCGACGGCACAGAUGACUGCGGCGACGGUUCCGACGAGCUGCCCUGCAACAUGACUCUGUGCGGUGCUGCCGAGUUUCAAUGCAAAGAUGGAUCCUGCAUUACGAACUCCAGUCGCUGCAACCAGGUUGUGGAGUGUGAGGAUGCCAGCGAUGAGAUGAACUGCAGCCCCACCGACUGCUCUAGUUACUACCUGCUCGGAGUGAAAGGCAUGACCUUCGAGAGGUGCGAGUUCACUACGCUCUGCUACGCUCCAUCCUGGCGCUGUGACGGCUCCAAUGACUGUGGUGAUUUCUCAGAUGAAAGAAACUGCCCAGAGAAGAGGAAGCUGAAAUGUCCAGUGAACUUCUUCGCGUGUCCGAGCGGGCGCUGUAUUCCCAUGAGCUGGACGUGUGAUAAAGAGAACGACUGUGAGAACGGAGCAGAUGAGAAACAUUGCGACAAGUUCUGUGCACCAAAUCAGUUUGAAUGUGCGAACCAUCGCUGUAUCUCUAAAUCGUGGAUGUGUGAUGGCACUGAUGACUGUGGCGAUGGGACAGAUGAAGACAGCAGAUGCAAGGCUAGAAAAUGCAGUCCGGAGGCGUUCCAGUGUCCCGGCACCAACAUUUGUAUUUCCCAGCGCUGGAAGUGUGACGGGGACAAAGACUGUCCUGACGGGGCGGAUGAGGGCAUUAAGGCUGGCUGUGUAUUGAACAAAACCUGUGACAGCUCUGAGUUCCAGUGUCAGAAUUAUCAGUGUAUUCCCAAGCACUUCCGCUGCGAUCACGAUGUUGACUGUCGCGAUGGCUCGGAUGAGUCGCCAGAGUGUGAAUAUCCCACUUGCGGGCCGCAUGAUUUCCGCUGUGCUAAUGGUCAGUGCCUGAAGCAGAAGAGCUGGGAAUGUGAUGGAGAGUUUGACUGUAGAGAUCAAUCAGACGAAGCCCCCAAGAACCCUCACUGCUCAGACUCAGAUAGGCGCUGUAAUGACACUGCUUUCCUGUGUUCGAACGGCAAGUGUUUGAACGAGACACUGCUGUGUGACGGCAACAAUGACUGCGGGGACGGCUCUGAUGAGCACAACUGCUUCGUUAAUGAAUGUCUUAACAGCAAACAGAGCGGCUGCUCGCAGCUUUGUGAGGACCUCAAGAUUGGCUUUAAGUGCCGCUGUCAUCCAGGUUUCCGCUUGAAGCAUGAUGGGAAGACGUGUGUGGAUGUGAACGAAUGCACCACCACGUACCCCUGUGCCCAGCGUUGUAUCAACACGCACGGUAGCUUCCAUUGUCUCUGUGUCGAGGGCUUUGUGCCACGCCCCGAUGAUCCCACCAGCUGCAAAUCUACUUCUGAAGAGGAGCCUGUACUCAUCUUCGCUAACCGAUACUACCUGCGAAAACUUAACUUGGACGGGUCAAACUACACAAUGAUUAAACAGGGGCUCAAUAACGCAGUGGCUCUAGACUAUCAUUACGCAGAGCAGAUGAUUUACUGGACGGAUGUUACCACACAGGGCAGCAUGAUCCGCCGUAUGAACAUCAACGGCAGUAACAUUCAGGUGCUUCACAGAACCUCUCUGAGUAACCCUGACGGUGUGGCUGUGGAUUGGGUCGGGGGAAACCUGUACUGGUGCGACAAGGGCAGGGACACGAUCGAGGUGUCUAAGCUAAACGGAGCUUAUAGAAGCGUGCUGGUCAACAGCGGCCUACGGGAGCCAAGAGCUGUGGCUGUGGAUGUGAGGAAUGGGUAUCUAUACUGGUCAGAUUGGGGUGAUGUGCCGCAUAUCGGCCGUAUUGGCAUGGACGGCACCAACCGCGAAAUCAUCAUUCAGGAUAAGAUCACGUGGCCCAACGGCUUGACGUUAGACUUCAUAAACGACCGCAUCUACUGGGCAGACGCUCGUGAGGACUACAUCGCUUUCGCCAGCCUUGACGGCUCCAACAGACACAUUGUCCUAAAUCAGGACAUCCCUCACAUCUUUGCCAUGACCCUGUUUGAGGAGUACAUCUACUGGACUGACUGGGAGACCAAGUCCAUCAACAGAGCUCACAAAACCCUGGGCACCAACAAGACCACGCUGAUCAGCACCCUGCACAGACCCAUGGACAUACACAUCUACCAUUCGUCCAGACAAUCUGAGGUGACGGAUCACCCGUGUCAGGUGGAUAACGGUGGCUGCAGUAACCUGUGUCUGCUCUCACCCGGAGGAGGCUACAAGUGUGCCUGUCCUACAAACUUCUACCUGGCCGCUGAUGGAAAACAAUGCCUGUCCAACUGUACGGCCAGCCAGUUUGUCUGUAAGAAUGAUAAGUGCAUUCCCUUCUGGUGGAAGUGUGACACUGAGGAUGACUGUGGAGAUCGCUCGGAUGAGCCUACUGAUUGUCCGGAGUUUAAAUGCAGACCUGGCCAGUUCCAAUGCGGCACGGGUCUCUGUACCAACCCGGCUUACAUCUGUGAUGGAGACAACGAUUGCCAGGACAAUUCUGAUGAAGCCAACUGUGACAUCCAUGUUUGUCUGCCCAGUCAGUUUAAGUGUUCUCAUCCCAGUCGCUGUAUUCCUGGAAUCUUGCGCUGUAACGGUCAGAACAACUGCGGCCAGGGAGAAGAUGAGAAGGACUGUCCUGAGGUGACCUGCGCUCCCAACCAGUUCCAGUGUGCCAUCACUAAACGCUGCAUACCGCGUGUGUGGGUCUGCGAUAGAGACUACGAUUGCGUAGAUGGUUCAGACGAACCGGCCAAUUGCACCCAGAUGAAGUGUGGCGUGGACGAGUUUCGCUGUAAGGACUCGGGACGCUGCAUCCCGUCUCGUUGGAUGUGUGAUGGAGAGGACGAUUGCGGCGAUGCAUCGGAUGAGCCCAAAGAGGAGUGUGAUGAGAGAACAUGCGAGCCAUAUCAAUUCCGCUGUAAGAACAACCGCUGCGUGCCCGGCCGCUGGCAGUGUGACUAUGAUAAUGACUGUGGGGAUAAUUCAGACGAGGAGAAGUGUGUGCCCCGUCAGUGUUCAGAAAGUGAGUUCGCCUGCACAAAUGGACGUUGUAUUGCUGGAAGGUGGAAGUGUGAUGGAGAUCACGACUGCUCAGACGGAUCUGAUGAGCAUGGCUGUGAACUGAAGUGUGAUGAGGAUCAGUUCCAGUGUAAGAACGGUCAUUGCAUCUCUCUGCGCUGGCGCUGUGAUGCUGAUGCUGACUGCAUCGAUGGCAGCGAUGAGGAAGGUUGCGACAUUUCCGUGGUGCGACACUGCCCCCAUGAUGAGUACCAGUGUAAUAACACAUUGUGUAAGCCUCUGUCCUGGAAGUGUGAUGGAGAGGACGACUGCGGAGACAACUCUGAUGAGAACCCUGACGAGUGCAAGAACUUCACAUGCCCACCCACGAGAAAUUUCCGUUGUCAAAAUAACCGCGUGUGUCUCUGGAGUGGCAAGCGCUGUGAUGGCGUGGACAACUGCGGUGACAAUUCAGAUGAGCUCAACUGCGAAGUGCACACGUCCACAUGCGAUAAAGACCAGUUCCAGUGCAGCAACGGCAAAUGCAUCAGCUCCAACCUGCGCUGCAACUUCUUCGAAGACUGUGAGGAUUACGGCUCAGAUGAGAUCGGAUGCAAGACAGACACCAUGCUGAAUGACUGUAAGAGUAAUAAAUCUCUGUGUGGAGAUGGCGAUGAAGCUCACUGUGUAGUCAACGGCACAGACACAUUUUGCUCCUGUAAACCAGGCUUCCAGAGCGUCAGACACAACAUCUGUGAAGAUAAGAAUGAAUGCAAACAGUUUGGCAUAUGUUCUCAUAUGUGCAACAACACCAAGGGCUCUUACAAGUGCAGCUGCCACAAGUACUUCAGCAGGAUCAACAACACAUGCAAAGCUGACAGUUUGAACAUCAACAAGCAGGUGCUCUACAUCGCAGACGACAAUGAGAUCCGCAGUCUCACUGGAAUGCCGAACUGGUUUUACGAGCAGACCUUCCAGGGCGACGCCAACGUACGCAUCGACACUAUGGAUCUGCACGUCAAGACCAAUCGCAUUUUCUGGACCAACUGGCACACCUCCAACAUCUCCUGCUACCAGCUGCCGUCUCCAUCUUCAUCAUCAGGUCCCUCUUCAAACUCACACCGUAACAAGAGGCAAAGCGAGGGGACCGUCACCAACCUUGAUAUUCCAGGAUUAAAGAUGCCGCGUGGCAUCGCCGUGGACUGGGUGGCCGGUAACCUCUACUGGACCGAUUCGGGUCGUGAUGUCAUCGAGGUUGCUCAGAUUUCAGGCCAGCACAGGAAGACGCUGAUCUCUGGCAUGAUCGAUGAGCCUUACGCUAUAGUAGUGGAUCCACAGUGAGGAACUAUGUACUGGACAGACUGGGGAAAUCACCCAAAGAUUGAGACCGCAUCCAUGGACGGGACUCUCAGACAAACUCUGGUCCAUGAGAACAUCCAAUGGCCUACA